Molecule: messenger RNA, 1008 nt
Organism: Penicillium cinerascens
Lineage: Eukaryota; Fungi; Ascomycota; Eurotiomycetes; Eurotiales; Aspergillaceae
Product: non-structural maintenance of chromosomes element 1 family protein
Exons: 3
Coding region: 1-1008 (335 amino acids)
Biological process (GO): DNA damage tolerance; double-strand break repair via homologous recombination
Cellular component (GO): nucleus; Smc5-Smc6 complex
Molecular function (GO): ubiquitin-protein transferase activity
Source: RefSeq, a predicted model, not a curated record
AUGGACAACUCCAGCUACAAUGACUGCAAUCGCGCCUUCUUGCAGGCCUUCAUGGCUCGCUCAUCAAUGACCCUCGAGGAAGCGCAGCCAGUGCUGGCUGCCAUAAUUUCUGCCCAUGAGGGCCGCACUAUCGACCCAGACGACAUCACUCAAGAACACCUCUCCUCUUACAUUUCCUCGGCCAACACCGCCAUCUCUCCCUUCAACUUCGAAAUCAGAAGCUCCUUACGCCAAAUCACAAAAGAUUCCGAUCAAAAUACCCCUGACACUCCUCCUGAGCGGGUAUACGCUCUUGUCAACGUCCACGUCGAUGCCCUUACCCAACUCGCAACCACCUACUCCCCCGACGAGAUCGCCUUCGUCAAGCGGGUUCUGGAUUACAUGUUCGACACGAAUAACACGAAGAUAACAGAAGCAAUGGUUAUCACGCCGAUCCAAGCCACCCAGCUGGCCAAGGUUUCUUCGGCAGACAUAAACCGUCGGCGGUCGACAAAUGCCGAGAUACAGCAGAACCAAGGCGGAGCAGCACAGUCUUUGACCAUGACGCAAGCCGAGACAAUGAUGCAAAACCUCCUUGUAGAAGGCUGGUUGGAGAAGAGCAGGAAGAACUUCUUCAGCUUGACACCGCGUGCGCUGAUGGAGCUGCGAAGCUGGCUGAUCGACACGUACAACUACGUGAAUGAGAAUGGGCGGAAAGUGGAGCGCAUCAAGUUUUGUGCUGCUUGCAGGGAUAUUGUCACAGUGGGUCAACGAUGUGGCGACCGUGAUUGCCUAGGCCGACUUCACGAGCACUGCAUGCGCAAUUUUUUCCGCGUACAGCAGGCCGAGAAGUGCCCCGUUUGCAAAGAGGAUUGGCCUGGGGAUAAGUUCGUGGGUGAGCGGGCUGUGACCUCGGCGACGAACCGGAGGCAGACGACCAACAUUCCGCAGACUAGCCAGGUGCCUUCAAAUGCUCCGAAUGGCCAUACGGAGACUUCCGACGAGGAAAGUGGGGAGGAUGAAGGGUGA